AUGAGGUCUUCGCUGCAGGCAGUGGCACUCUGGGGAAUAAAGGCCCCUCCUCACAGCAUCACUGCCAUCAUGAUCACAGAUGACCAACAAACAAUUGUCACUGGAAGUCAAGAGGGUCAGCUCUGCCUCUGGACUCUCUCCCCGGAACUAAAGAUUUCAGCUAAAGAACUUCUGUUUGGUCAUUCAGCUUCAAUAACAUGUUUGGCAAGAGCAAGAGACUUCUCAAAACAGCCGUAUAUCGUCAGUGCUGCUGAAAAUGGGGAGAUGUGUAUUUGGAAUGUCACCAAUGGACAGUGCGUGGACCAGGCCACACUUCCUUUCAGGCACACCGCAAUCUGUUAUUAUCAUUGCUCAUCAAGGAUGACAGGAGAAGGCUGGCUUCUGUGUUGUGGAGAAUACCAAGAUGUCCUCAUAAUAGAUGCCAAAACUUUGGCCCCUGUUCAUACUUUUACAUCAUCUCAGUCUCCUGAUUGGAUCAACUGUAUGUGUAUUGUUCAUUCCGUGAGAAUUCAAGAUUCGCUCUUGGUGGUUUCAGUAGCUGGCGAGCUCAAAGUCUGGGAUCUCUCUUCAUCUAUCAACAGCAUUCAGGAAAAGCAAGAUGUUUAUGAAAAAGAAUCCAAGUCUCUGGACUCUCUGAACUGCCAGACAAUCCGAUUUUGCCCAUAUACAGAAAGACUUCUGCUUGUGGUAUUUUCAAAAUGUUGGAAGGUCUAUGAUUAUUGUGAUUUUUCCCUCCUGUGGACUGAAGUUACGACAAGUGGGCAGUUCUUUGCUGGUGGGGAGGUACUUGCUGCUCACAGAAUUAUCAUCUGGACAGAAGAUGGUCACAGUUAUAUCUAUCAGCUGCUGAACAGUGGGCUUUCAAAAAGCAUAUACCCUGCUGAUGGAAGAGUACUUAAAGAGACCAUUUAUCCUCAUUUACUCUGCUCUACUUCUGUGCAAGAAAAUAAGAGCUUUCCCUUUGUUAUGGGCUACAUGAAUGAAAGGAAAGAGCCCUUUUAUAAAGUCCUUUUCUCUGGAGAAGUCUCAGGAAGAAUUACUUUGUGGCACAUCCCAGAUGUUCCUGUUUCCAAAUUUGAUGGUUCUCCAAGAGAGAUUCCAAUAAGUACCACCUGGACCCUUCAAGAUAAUUUUGAUAAGCAUCAUGCCAUGUCACAGAGUAUUAUUGACCAUCUUUCUGGGACUGGGGCUACAGUGGUCACUUCAUCAGAGUAUGUUCCAAGUCUUGAUAAACUCAUAUGUGGUUGUGAAGAUGGAAGAAUUUUCAUUACACAAGCUUUGAAUGCUGCCAAAGCAGGACUUCUGGAAGGCGGUUCUUUAUUAAAAGAUUCACUCUCUUUCAAGGUUCUUAAAGGCCACCACCAGAGUGUUACUUCAUUACUGUAUCCACAUGGCCUCUCAUCAAAAUUAGACCACAGUUGGAUGGUGUCUGGGGACCAGGACUCAUCUGUCAUCUUGUGGAAUAUCUUUACUGAACAAAUUUUGCAUAAAUUCUGUUUGGAAGCUGGUCCAGUAACAAGUCUUUUGAUGUCACCAGAGAGUUUCAGACUAAGAGGGGAUCAGAUAAUUUGCUGUGUGUGCAGCGAGCGUUCAGUGGCCCUCCUCCACCUUGAGGAGAAGAGUUGUCUCCUACGUGCCCGGAAGCACCUUUUCCCUGUGAGGAUGAUAAAAUGGCAUCCUGUGGAGAAUUUUUUAAUUGUUGGAUGUGCAGAUGACUCUGUUUACAUUUGGGAAAUUGAAACAGGUACUUUGGAAAGACAUGAAACAGGAGAAAGAGCAAGAAUUAUUCUUAAUUGCUGUGAUGAUUCACAGCUUCUAAAACCUGAAUCUGCACUUCCAGUUGCUUCGGAGAUACAGAAGCACAGAAUUGUAGAACAGAGGUCUUCCAGCUGCUACCAGCCUGGGCCAAUGGCAUCAUCUGGUCUGCAGGUGGAGUCUUCAAGUAAGGUUGCUGAUGUUAGGUCUUUCUCAGGACCUUUUGGUGUCUUACCUGUGAAGAUAAAAUGGAGUAACAUUAGCUUUCAUAUUCUUCUAUUUGAUCUGGAAAACCUUGUUGAACUUUUGCUGCCUACUCCAGUCAGUGGUGUGGACUCUUCCAGUUCAUUCUAUGGUAGUGAGAUCCUCAAAAGAGCCAAGAGUACAGUUGAGAAGACAACAUUGACACUGAAACGGAGUAAAACAGCCUCUGGUCUUCUCUCAGAGGAGCCACAAGUCAGAACCAUUCGUGAAAAUCCAGUCCAAGAAGAUAAUUCCUUCCAAUUCUCAGAAGAAAAUGAUGGCAUUAAGAGGCAUAAGAAAAUGAAGAGCUCCAAAAAGAUGCCCCCAAAGCCAUCAAGAAAAGUUGAUUCCAAAGUUAUGAUUGACACAGCUAAAUUGCUCCUGUCUUGCUUAUUGCCUUGGGGUGUGGAUAAAGAAUUAGAUAAUCUCUGCAUUAAGCAUCUCAACAUUUUAAAGCUUCAGAGUCCAGUUUCUUUAGGACUUGCUUCAAACGAAGAUCACUUCUCAUUGAUGCUGCCAGGUUGGGAUUUGUGCAAUGCUGAUAUGAAGAAAGACUAUACAAGAGUAAAUUUAUUUUCUAGAAAAGUUUUGGAUUUGUCAAGUAAAUACACAGCUGUUCUUCCAAACCAAGCUGGGACAGCAAGAGGACUAGAAAGUAAUUGUGAUUCUUCGCAAGAGUCAAACACAAUAGUUUACUUAUUAAACAGACUAUUUUUAGUUAGUCAGAUAGUUAACAUGCCUUUAGAAUUGGCUUGUGGAAUUGACAGUGCUUUCAAAAUGGAAUCUGGUCAUAACAAAGUGAAAAAUUCUGGAAAUGAGAUUUUUAAUCUUUCAAGCUUCUACAGUUACUUACGUAAUGGUAAGAAUGAAACCCAUAUACCUGAGGCUGACCUUUCACUUUUGAAGCUGAUUUCCUGUUGGAGAGACCAGUCUGUCCAGGUAACCGAAGCAAUACAAGCUGUUCUCUUGGCAGAAGUUCAGCAGCACUUGAAAACAUUGAGAGAGAUCCCAAUCAACAGUCAACCGACAUCCACGGACAAGACAAAUAACUGUGAGAUGCUGCAGACCAUGCCAAGAAAGGAACUGGCUGAGCAACUGGAGUUAGAAUGCAUGACAAACAGGCCUCUUCAAACUCCAGUCAGUCUGGUCAAGCAUGACAGCAACUCAAACUCGGCAAACUUCCAAGACGCAGAGGACAAGCCUGACAGAUGUGUCUUGGAAGAGUCAGAGAGUCCAGGUAAAACAAGUCAUCAUUCGUGGAUAGUGAAGGUGUGUUCCUGCAAAGUGUGCUAA
Elephantulus edwardii (Cape elephant shrew) is the source of this 3291-nucleotide messenger RNA. It is a transcript of the gene WDR72, whose product is annotated as WD repeat domain 72. Gene Ontology annotation, biological process: protein localization to plasma membrane. Gene Ontology annotation, molecular function: protein binding. Gene Ontology annotation, cellular component: cytoplasm. The transcript is spliced from 19 exons. Bases 1 to 3291 code for a protein of 1096 amino acids. The record is from RefSeq and is a predicted model, not a curated record. Lineage: Eukaryota; Metazoa; Chordata; Mammalia; Macroscelidea; Macroscelididae.